This is a messenger RNA of Necator americanus (New World hookworm), 1353 nucleotides long. RefSeq lists its product as uncharacterized. NCBI's taxonomy places the organism in Eukaryota, Metazoa, Nematoda, Chromadorea, Rhabditida, Ancylostomatidae. The coding region runs from base 1 to 1353 and encodes 450 amino acids. The record is from RefSeq and is a predicted model, not a curated record. The transcript is spliced from 12 exons.
AUGAGAAUAGAGCGAGAUCACGUUUAUGCUGGUAAUCUACAUUCCGAACUCUAUAUCUGCCCACAGGGACCUGAACAUCGCCAGUUCCGUGAUAUUCCUUUGAUGAGUCUUCCCGAUUUAUACAAUGUUUCGAUGCAGAAGGAUAUCUCGCAGUGGUACCGAUGUCCUGCACACGGAGGUAGGCGAGGUCCGAUUCCUUUGGGUACCGGCAGCUCUGACGCAGGUGAGACAUCCGGUCUCACGUCAAAUGUUCCGCCCACGUGCAGUGCAUCGCUUAUUCCAUGUGCCCAGACCUAUCUAGUGCCGCUUGAUGAUUUAUAUCUUGGCGGUCCCCAUGCGCAGCAGUGGUUUACGGCACUACCUAAGCUGGAUUUGAUGUUUUUGCAUGAAUGGGACGACCACAACUACAACUACACGGAACAGCAGUUCGCCAUUGUGGGAAAUCACAGGGUGAAAAAGUUGCUGCCGACUGGAAAUGAGAUGGCCGCCUACUACCCAUCGUUGUCACGACACAUUCUGAGUAAGUUGAAGUCGGAGGAGAAGAAGUUGCAGUCGUAUCGUGAAGUAUUGCCGUCGAGGAAGCCGCAAAAGCCGGAGGAGCCGUACUGUGCUGCACGCGCGCACACGCGAGUGAUCGAGGAGAUGAAACGUAUCCAAGUCGAGUAUGAGCGGAGCUUGACGAUCGGCAGUGCCAACUGCAACUACUAUACAGGCGCAUUCAUGUCCUACAUCGUGCACUGUAACACCGCAAGGAAUGAGUUGGAGUGUAUCCGAAGCGAAAGGAUGUGGACGCGUUACGCGACCAGACCACGCACCACGGUAACUUCUUCGUGCCCGACCAAGUGUCGUUGGAGCUGGUUACGUUAUACGACGUGUUGCGCGUCGCUCUUGCGUUCGUUCAGAGUGGCCGAGCGGAAUGGUCUGCAUAAAGAUGAGGUGCAGCAACCAACAUCGAAGUUCUUCCUGAACUGGUUCGCGAAUUCGUUCGGAAAGACGCACACCAUAAAGGUGAUGCGACGCUUCCUGAAGAACACCCGCUACGGAGACCUGAACAUCUCGUGCAACACGUACUAUAAUGACAGCUAUGCGAUCGCAUGCGCGUACGUCUACUACCGCCUCCGACACUACGCGAACGGGGAGGCGACGACGGAGAGCGAACGAAUGCAGGUGAUCGAGUCGAAAGUGCAAAUUGCUAGAUUUCGAGCGAGGGCCGAACGUGACGAGGAGGUGGCAGUAGAAGAACCGGGCCACGACAACGAGGAACAGUUGACAACCAGGCUAGCAAUAGACGAACAGUUAGUGGCCGGCACACUGUUGCGGCGGCAGAAAAGGAUUUUGGCUACUCGGCUAUAG